Messenger RNA from Nematostella vectensis (starlet sea anemone), 711 nucleotides. RefSeq lists its product as uncharacterized. Lineage: Eukaryota; Metazoa; Cnidaria; Anthozoa; Actiniaria; Edwardsiidae. The transcript has a single exon. The record is from RefSeq and is a predicted model, not a curated record. Bases 1 to 711 code for a protein of 236 amino acids.
AUGAUCGGCCUCACGAAUACGACGCUGAAGAAAGUCCUUGGCCGAGCAUCCAUCAACUUAGUCACUCUCCAGACGGUUGUCAUGGAAAUUGAGGCUAUCCUGAAUGACCGCCCACUAACAUAUGUCUCUCCUGACAUAAAUGAUGAAGACCGUCUCACAUCAUCCCAUCUACUGUAUGGAAGAAGUCUCCCACAUCCUGACACUGAUGCGGACGAUCUAACUGACCCGAGCUAUGGAAACGAUGCUCAUCUCCGAAGGGAUGCUACUCGUGUAGCACUAGUUAUACAACACUUCUGGCAGCGCUGGAAGCAGGAGUACCUCACUUCGCUGCGGUGCUUCCAUGGCGCAACAGGUGGCAGCGGUGAAACACGCAUCAAGAUAGGAGACGUUGUCCAGAUCCACAGCGAGAAGAAGAGGCUGAAUUGGAAACUAGGCGUAGUGGAAGAUCUUAUUAGAGGUGCCGACGGAUGUGUACGGGCUGUAACCUUAAAAACAGCUAAGGGUCACACGAACAGACCUAUCUCCAAGCUAUAUCCCCUUGAGAUUACUACUGAUGUUGUGGAAGCUGCAGACGCGCAGACGGGAGGUCAGCUCCGGUCCAACCAACCUAUCAGGAGAAGCAUGCGAAUCACAGCUGCCACAAGGGACCGCAUCGCAGACUGGGCCCGGCAACUACGCGCCCCCCCGGAGGAUGUCUCAACUCAUAUAUAA